AUGUCGGUUUUGAUCAAGCGCAACACGGCGAUCCCGGUGAAGAAGACGCGAGUGUACACGACGGAAGCAGACUACCAAACCCAAGUGAAUGUGGUGAUUUACGAAGGCGAGCGCGCGUGUGUGGACCACAACAACAAGUUGGGCGAGUUUACGAUUUCGGGCAUCGAACGGGCCAAGCGCGGUGAGCCCCAAGUCGAAGUGACGUUUGAGAUCGACGCGAACGGGAUUUUGAACGUGAGCGCCAAGGACAAGAAGACGCACGCGAAGGCGGAAACCACGAUCAGCAGCAACGGCGGUCGCUUGAGCCAGGAAGACAUUGACCGCAUGGUGGCGGACGCGGAAAAGUACAAGAAGGACGAUGCCGAGGUGUUGCGCAAGAUUGAAGCGCGCAACAACUUGGAGGGGUUCAUCUACCGCGCGUUGGAAAUUGCCCGUGAAAAGGGCGACGCGGCGGCCGAAAACACCAUCCGCGAAGCCCGCGAGUGGUUGGAGGACCACGAAGAAGCGACCCUCCGUGAAUUGGAAGACAAGAAGCGAUCGUUGGAACGUGCGAUCAAGUAUUAG
Messenger RNA from Aphanomyces invadans, 564 nucleotides. RefSeq lists its product as hypothetical. The coding region runs from base 1 to 564 and encodes 187 amino acids. Lineage: Eukaryota; Oomycota; Saprolegniomycetes; Saprolegniales; Verrucalvaceae. Gene Ontology annotation, biological process: cellular response to unfolded protein; protein refolding. Gene Ontology annotation, cellular component: cytoplasm. The transcript has a single exon. The record is from RefSeq and is a predicted model, not a curated record. Gene Ontology annotation, molecular function: ATP-dependent protein folding chaperone; ATP hydrolysis activity; ATP binding.